Neoarthrinium moseri is the source of this 498-nucleotide messenger RNA. RefSeq lists its product as uncharacterized. The record is from RefSeq and is a predicted model, not a curated record. The coding region runs from base 1 to 498 and encodes 165 amino acids. NCBI's taxonomy places the organism in Eukaryota, Fungi, Ascomycota, Sordariomycetes, Amphisphaeriales, Apiosporaceae. The transcript is spliced from 5 exons.
AUGAAGACUUUCGCCGCUCUCAUCUUCGCGUUCGCUUGUCUGGUCACUCUCGUGAUGGCAGACAACCCGCGCUAUCGCGAUGAAUGCGUGACCAUCCAGUACUGGCGUGGCAAGAACGGCAACGAGGUCCCGCAGAUCAUUGCCGAAUGUCCCGUCAAGACCGACCAACCUGAUUCGUACCGCUGCACCACCCUGAAGCUCGACAUGUGCUACGCCAAUGCAUUCGGCCGUCUUGAACCCCGUCUCAAUGGCGGGUUCUCGUCUAGCUGCUCCGAUUGCAUCAUGGAGUCAACCAAACUCACGUGCACUUGUGCCAAUGGCUCAGGCGGGACAACCCGUGCCUCGACUGAGACAAACGAUCUCAUCAAGAACGCCGCAAGCUUGCUUUCUUGCUUUGGUCACAACGGCAUCUGGUGCUCGGACGCGGGCAUUGGCUUUCAUGUUGCGGAAAACAUCACCGCGACUGACUAUGUCCGAUUGCUCAACAGCCAACCUUAG